CCCAAUGCCUCAUCUGUAACAUCAUUCUCAGAACCUAUGUGAACCUGAAUGACCCAGAUAGUGCAAUUGGCUUCUCUCUCAUGUCCUAAACCUUUAGAUCUCUCUUAUCUUUUUUGCUCUGUCAAUAGUUCAGACUUCAGAGAACUCUCAACUCCUAUCUUCUUCUUGAAUCCAGAAUCAGUGUAGCCUGUAGAGGAAGCAGUCUAAUUCCGCUAAUCUGGUUCAUUAUAGAUGGCUUGCAGGCACAGCAUCUCCACCAAGGUGACCUAUCUCAGGCAAAGGUUCCACCCGUCCUUCAGCUUUCUUCUUCGUGAUGAGGAUGGCAAAGGCCAACCUUCUGUUGCAAAUCCUUCCCGAACAACAAUUAGUCAUUUUCUGCUACGCGGGUCCUGCAACAGUAACUUCAAUGGUUCAGCUUCUGGUUUUCGUGCUCUGCUUCAAGAGAAAAGAAGUUCUUCCAUCUAUGUCCUUCCAGGGCUUGGGUCUUCAUUUUUUAGGCAUAUGUCAAGUACUAUUGCAGACGGCUCAGAUAAGAUUAAGUAUGCGAGUGAUAUUGCAGAUGUUUUCACAGAAGAGGGUGUGGAAGUGGCAGUCUCCCAGGCCCCUAUUGUAAAUGAAGUGGCUAUUGCAGCUGCUGAUUCUUUCUAUCCCAUUGCAGCCUUGCAGUACUUAAUUGAUGGUGUUCAUUCUUCUACCGGCUUGAAUUGGUGGGCAUCCAUUGCUCUAACAACUGUCUUGAUUCGAGGGGCUACAGUUCCUCUCCUAAUAAAUCAACUCAAAGCUAGUUCAAAGCUUAAUAUGAUGAGGCCUCAUCUUGAGGAGAUUAGACAACAGAUGCAAGCUACGGGAAUGGAUCCUAUAGCUGUGGCGGAGGGUCAGAAAAGGAUGCAGGCACUAUUCAAGGAGUAUGGAGUCACUCCAUUCACUCCAUUGAAGGGACUUUUUAUCCAAGGUCCUGUUUUUGUCAGCUUCUUCCUUGCUAUUUCAAAUAUGGUGGAGAAAGUUCCCUCUUUCAAAGGAGGUGGAGCAUUCUGGUUUACAGAUCUCACAACGCCAGAUAGUUUAUACAUAUUUCCAGUUCUGACAGCAUUAACCUUCUUGAUAACUGUGGAGUGCAACAUGCAAGAAGGUAUGGAAGGUAAUCCUGUUGCUGGUAACAUGAAAAACUUUUCCAGGAUCCUUGCUGUUCUUACAGUUCCAUUCACCAUGAGCUUCCCUAAGGCAAUAUUUUGUUACUGGAUGACCUCCAACCUGUUCUCGCUUAUUUAUGGACUAGUACUAAGACAACCUGCAGUGAAGGAGUUUUUGGCUCUUCCCAAAGUAACAGUUGCACCUACUCCAGCUCCACAGUCUGCCUUUUCUUUUUCUUCAAUAUUCAAACCUCCUACAUCAGCUACAUCAGAAUCUUCUCUGUCUCCUGCUGAGUCAUCAAAGUCUAUGGAUCGGAGAAUAUCUGCAUCUUCAGUUCUCAGUCAAAGGCUAAGGAGUUUAGAGAAACAAGUAAAGGGAAGAAAGAAGAACAAAAAGAGGUGAAAGUGCAGCACAUAAAUCAUAUCAGUUCCAGUUUGCAUUGUGAGGUUCAACUGGACUUUCCAGUGGAAUAAAUACGGCAUUUGUUCAAAGGGAGGAUUCUGGAAAAAAAAACAGAAAUCACGAUAGUUAUAGUAGUUUUGAUCCAGAGUAUUGUAAUUCUUUUUUAUGAGUAUGGACAUUUUGAGGUACGGUGGAGAAAUUUUUGUUCUUCUGAUUGAGUAGAUGCAUAUUGGUCUGUCAAUUCUU
This is a messenger RNA of Telopea speciosissima, 1779 nucleotides long. RefSeq names its product mitochondrial inner membrane protein OXA1-like. Lineage: Eukaryota; Viridiplantae; Streptophyta; Magnoliopsida; Proteales; Proteaceae. Gene Ontology annotation, cellular component: mitochondrial inner membrane. The transcript is spliced from 12 exons. Gene Ontology annotation, molecular function: membrane insertase activity. The record is from RefSeq and is a predicted model, not a curated record. Gene Ontology annotation, biological process: mitochondrial respiratory chain complex IV assembly; protein insertion into mitochondrial inner membrane from matrix. The coding region runs from base 232 to 1533 and encodes 433 amino acids.